AUGCGGUCGUCGUCGGCAUCGAUCCUCCGCAGUCUCUGGUCCAUCUUUGACGCAUCGACGACUGGAACGCUGUCCGAGUCCGAGUUGCGCCAGCUCUUUCUCGCAGUGCUGCUCAUGGCCGACGCGACAAGCGAGGACGCGUUCGACGUGGCGGCCUACGUUGGCGCGGCCGAUGCCAUGGUCGCCUCCUUCCACCUCCAUGCCAACGCGAUCUCGCUGCCGCACUUUGUGUCGUGGACGAGCGCGUCAUGGCCGCUCCUGCACACAGUCUUUAGCGCGUGGAUGGCCCACAAGUGCUUUGCCUCGCUUCCGUCAACGCGCUCGACGUACAUGGCGCCCCGCCUGUCGCACCCAUCCGACAUUCUCUCCCGUGGCGAGCUCAUUGCGCUCUCGGGGCAGUCGAUGCAGCUCCAAGACACGUGGGACCGUCUCUACACCAGCACGCAGGACGGUCUGAGCUUUAACCGCUUGUGCUACCAUCUUCUCGGGUAUGCGGGGCCGACGCUGAUUGUGUGCACGGCCAUGGACGGCGCGACGUUUGGCGCGUACUGCGACACGCCGUGGAAGGACCAGAGCAAGUUUUUUGGAGGCCCAGGGUGCUUUCUCUACCGGCUUUGCCCCAACUUGCUCGUGUGUCCGAGCGCCGGCGGCACCAACUUCAUGUACUUCAACACGAAAGGCGUCGCGCUGCCCCGGGGUCUCGGCCUCGGCGGCACGACCAGCAAGUGCCGCCUCUUCUUUGACGAGGACCUCGACGACUGCUACACGGCGCUCAAGUGCAAUACGUUUGCGCCCGGCUCGCUCUCGCUCCGUUCGUCGUUCCAGAUCCAGACGCUCGAGAUUUGGGGCUGCGGCGGCGCCGCCAGUCGACAAGCGCAGAAAGGGUACCGCGCCGAUACAGCGGAUCUUAUCAACAAGGCGCGCAAGGUCGACAAGGCGCAGUUUGUGAGCAACGGCUUUGACCGGGAAAUGUUCCUCGGCAAGACGUUUGGCCAUGGCACGGACGCUGCGCGCAUCGCCGACGACGAGCAGUAG
Saprolegnia parasitica CBS 223.65 is the source of this 1035-nucleotide messenger RNA. RefSeq lists its product as hypothetical. Bases 1 to 1035 code for a protein of 344 amino acids. The record is from RefSeq and is a predicted model, not a curated record. The transcript has 7 exons. NCBI's taxonomy places the organism in Eukaryota, Oomycota, Saprolegniomycetes, Saprolegniales, Saprolegniaceae. Gene Ontology annotation, molecular function: calcium ion binding.